Messenger RNA from Ogataea philodendri, 3309 nucleotides. RefSeq lists its product as uncharacterized. The record is from RefSeq and is a predicted model, not a curated record. The transcript has a single exon. Gene Ontology annotation, molecular function: 3'-5'-DNA exonuclease activity; DNA-directed DNA polymerase activity; nucleotide binding. Gene Ontology annotation, cellular component: delta DNA polymerase complex. Bases 1 to 3309 code for a protein of 1102 amino acids. NCBI's taxonomy places the organism in Eukaryota, Fungi, Ascomycota, Pichiomycetes, Pichiales, Pichiaceae. Gene Ontology annotation, biological process: DNA replication proofreading; nucleotide-excision repair, DNA gap filling; base-excision repair, gap-filling.
AUGAGUCUUGUGGCAGGAAAACACGCUGAACAGGCGCGUAUUGAGAGUCCCAAUAAGCGCCGACAUCUAAAUAUUGGGCUCGAUGACGACGUUGGGACUUCGUCGGCCCAUUCGUUGCCCAUUGCCAACCAGUCGAUUAACCCUCACGGAUACCAUUUGCCUGUUCAUGACAAAUUCAGCAAGUCCAAGCUUCAUGAGAAACUGACCAGCAGUCAGAUCGACAAUGACGCGAGUACGUUCGAAAAGGAGCUGGUGGAAAUGUCCAAGACAGAGGCCAACGCCAAAACCCAGAGUGACAGACAGAAAUGGGAACGCCCUCCUCUUGUUGGGUUUGAUCCGGCCACUCAGGACGUGGAGUUCCAGCAGUUAGAUGCGGAGGAGACUUUGAUUGAUGAUGUGGCCGCGGUCAGGUUCUUUGGUGUCACGGAAAAGGGAUACUCUGUUCUCUGUAACGUUGUUGGUUUCAAGCACUAUUUCUACGUGCCCGUUCCCAAAGGUCUGACCCAGGACGAUUUGACAGAGUUCACCAAGUACCUUGGAAACAACUACCAGGGCGUUCUUGGUUUGGAAAUCGCGUUGAAGGAGAGCAUUUGGGGGUACAACAAUAACACCAAGCUUCCAUUCUUGAAAGUCAUGGUUGACGGCAUCAAACACAUUGGAAAGAUCAGAUCGGCGUUUGAGCGUGGAGAAAUCGAGUUCAAAGGACUGUUUCCGCCAACCGGGUCAAUGACCUUUGAUAAUAUUCAAUAUUUAUUACGGAUGAUGGUGGAUCGCCGCAUCACAGGUAUGGGCUGGCUGACGGCGCCGGCUGGGAAGUACACUCAGGUUGCUCCCAACAAGGUUGUUUCCACAUGUCAAUUGGAGAUCGUGAUUCACUAUACAGAUCUCAUUUCGCAUUCAUCUGAGGGUAAAUACCUCAGCAUGGCUCCGUUGCGUAUUUUGUCGUUUGACAUUGAAUGUGCCGGAAGAAAAGGUAUUUUCCCUGAAGCAGAGCACGACCCAGUGAUCCAGAUCGCCAACGUGGUGGCCACGGCGGGUGAGUCUUUGCCGUUUGUUCGUAAUGUGUUCACGGUGAAGUCGUGUGCUCCAAUUGUUGGUUCGGAGACGUUUUCGUAUGAGUCGGAAACCGAGAUGUUGCUCAAAUGGAAAGAGUUUAUCGUCAAAGUGGAUCCGGACGUUAUUAUUGGGUACAACAUUGCCAACUUCGAUUUCCCAUACCUCAUUAACAGAGCCCGUGCUCUGGGAGCACAUGAAUUCCCGUACUUCUCCAAACUGAUCAAUAGCAGACAGGAGAUCAAGGACACUUUUUUCAGUUCGCGUGCGUACGGUAGCAGAGAAAACAAGGUCAUCAACAUUGAGGGCCGGAUGCAGCUGGAUCUGUUGCAGUUUAUCCAGAGAGAAUACAAGCUCCGGUCGUACACGUUGAACGCGGUUUCUGCGCAUUUCUUAAACGAGCAGAAAGAAGACGUCCAGCACUCCAUUAUUACAGACCUUCAGAACGGCAAUGCAGAAACAAGACGGCGUUUGGCAGUCUACUGUUUGAAAGACGCGUACUUACCGCUCCGUCUGGCUGAUAAGUUGAUGUGUUUGGUGAACUACACAGAAAUGGCUAGGGUCACUGGUGUUCCGUUCAGUUUCCUGCUCAGUCGUGGUCAGCAGAUCAAGGUCAUCUCGCAGCUGUUCCGCAAGUGUCUGGACCUGGACAUUGUGAUCCCCAACAUCAAAUCCGAGGGAGUCAACGAGGAGUACGAAGGUGCUACCGUUAUUGAGCCCGUGAGAGGCUACUACGACGUUCCUAUCGCCACGUUAGAUUUCGCCUCGUUGUACCCGUCCAUCAUGAUGGCGCACAACCUCUGCUACACCACGCUUUUGAACAAGCAGGUCACCGAACGACUGAACCUGAAACAGGACGAGGACUACAUUGUCACGCCAAACGGAGACAUGUUUGUGAAACCGCACUUGCGCAAAGGUAUUUUGCCAAUUGUGUUGCAAGAGCUGCUGGCUGCUCGUAAACAGGCCAAACAGGACCUCAAGAAGGAAACAGACCCGUUCAAGAAACAGGUGCUCAACGGUAGACAGCUUGCUCUGAAGAUCUCUGCCAACUCGGUGUACGGGUUUACGGGAGCUACGAUCGGAAAGCUGCCGUGUCUGGCCAUCUCGUCGUCGGUGACGGCAUUCGGCCGUGUCAUGAUCGAGCAGACCAAGACAGAGGUCCAGAACAAGUACUGUAUUGCCAACGGCUACGAGUACGACGCACAGGUGGUUUACGGAGACACCGAUUCGGUGAUGGUGAAGUUUGGCCACAAGGACCUGGAAACGUGUAUGCGGAUGGGCGAGGAGGCGGCCGAGUACGUUUCGACCAAGUUCCAGCACCCGAUCAAGCUGGAGUUCGAGAAGGUGUACUUCCCGUACCUGCUGAUCAACAAGAAACGGUAUGCUGGGCUGUUCUGGACAAAUCCGCACAAGUUCGACAAGAUGGACACCAAGGGUAUCGAGACGGUGCGGCGUGACAAUUGCCGGUUGGUUCAGCAUGUGAUCACGCGAGUGCUGGAGCUGAUUCUGGAAGAGCGGGACGUGGAAGGGGCGGAGCAGUUUGUGAAGAAAACGAUAGCCGAUCUGUUACAGAACCGGGUGGAUUUGUCGCAGCUGGUCAUCAGUAAGGCACUUUCGCGCCAGGACUACGCCGCCAAGCAGCCGCACGUGGAACUCGCGGAACGGAUGCGUAAGCGUGAUGCUGGAUCAGCUCCGACGCUCGGGGAUCGUGUUGCUUAUGUCAUCAUCAAGACGAUCGGAGAUAAAAACUACGAGAAAAGCGAGGACCCAUUGUAUGUGCUAGAAAACUCGCUGCCGAUCGACACCAAGUACUACUUGGAGAACCAGCUUGCGAAUCCGUUGACGCGUAUCUUUGAGCCGAUCUUGGGCGAGCGGCGCACAAAAGAGCUUCUACAUGGCUCGCACACGCGCACGGUUGCGGUGAGUGCCGCGAAAACUGGCGGGCUGAUGAAGUUUGCGCGCAAAAGUAAUACGUGCAAGAAUUGCAAGUCACCAAUUCCGCAGAACCAGGUUCUGUGCAAGAAUUGCCGACACAUGUCUGGUGAGUUAUAUGGCCGCGAGAUAGCCCGGAUGAGUAAUCUGGAGAAAAAAUUCAGUCAGCUGUGGACAGAGUGCCAACGGUGUCAGGGGUCCCUUCACCAAGAGGUGCUAUGUUCCAACAAGGAUUGUCCGAUUUUCUACAUGCGGAAGAAGUGUCAAAAGGACGUUGUUGGACAGGCAGAGGAGCUGAAUAAAUGGGACUCUGCGGCUUGGUAA